AUGCCUGCAGACAGGCUUCUCAACACAGUACUAAAGUACUACCAAGACGUCCACGACCCCCCCAAGACGGACCAGAUAAUCGGCACGACGACCCAGCUGCUCGCCCAGCUCUCCAAUCCCCUCAACCUCAGCCUCCUCACCUCCCAGCUUCUCACGGCGCGCGCCAUAUGGCAUCGCCAGGAUGGUCCCCGAACGGCGAUACGAAUCAUCGGCAUUUACCACACCGCGGCCGCGCGUGUGCGUGACCAUGAGAUGCAGAACGCCAAGCAUGCGGCAGCCUCUCCGAUGGAAGGCACAAGGGAAGCCAACAGCGGGCUGCGAUGCGACGCCUGGGCACGAGCCGUCGUAAAGGGUGCAGACGAAAGAUCUAGACGAUGGCAGCACCUCCUCGUGUUGACGGGGAUCCUCGUCGGCAUGGAGGGCAACAACAGGCGCGCCUUGUCGAGCGGCCUGCGAAGCACCCUCGAGCAGGCCGUCGUCACCGCCGCGAACCUCGCGCUGGACGAGAAUGUCGAGGACGGGCUUCCCGCAGCGGCAUCCAUCGUCACGGCCCUAAACUUUGCGUUCCCCCUUCUCUCCGACCACCGCAGGGCCCAGAUCAACUGCAACGCCCUGCUCCCCAUGGCCGUCUGGGCCAUCACCGCCGAGGAGGGCUUCUGCGACGGUCAGUUCCUCAAGGCCAUCGCCCGAGACACGACCGAGACGGCAGCGGCGCUGCUCCACUGGCCUGCCACCUCGCCCUCCUCGCGAUUGCUGCAGGACAUGGACAAGCAGCCGUUGAUGGCCAACGUGGGCCCGCUUGCCAAGCUGGCCGGCUUCGCGGUGCAGCAUGCGACGGACACGGCCGCCGUGCUGCAGGCCCACGAUGCCCUCGCCGUCUUCACCAGCAGGCUCCUCGACUGCUGGGCGAGGAACCCCCUGAGCGGUGUGGACGCAGCUUCGGAGGGCACCUGCCUGACGGCCGACACCCUUCAAAACACCUGGCCGCUGCUCUGGCAAGUCUUGCGGAAGCUUCUCUACGGGACCGUCGCCGUCCUUCACGCCAUCGUCUCUCGCAGCUUGCUAGACCCUCGCAUGCUUGCCCACGGCAUGGCCCCGGGCGUAUCCGCCACGUCGCUGCACAUCCUGCGAAAUCUUUACUUCAUCUCGUCGAGAAACGGCAACGGAGCGUUCCAAGUCUACACCUUCUCAUACCUGACAUCCAUCGACGUCUUGUCAAAGGACGCGGCCGCGACGGAUGCCUUCCUGCGCGAGCUGCGGCCUGGAGAUGCUUCGUCGGUCCCGGUGGCACCAUUCCAGAGGAUGCUGGAUCUGUUCUACCUGAACGUCGCCGAGCAUCUCCCGCUCUCGCUCUCGGUCGAGGCUUGCGAGAAUCUCAUCAUCAAGCCGGCCAUGACGUACAUUUCCUACGACGGGCCCAUGACACCAUCCAUGGCUGAGCUCUUCGAAUCGGCCCACAGCGCCAUACUUUCCGUCCUCUGCUGUCCCCAGCACAGCCCCCUCACCAUCCAAGUGGCCCCCUUCUACAUCGUCAAGCUCUUCGAGUCCUUUCCCGACCGCAUGUCGCCGCGGCAGUUUCGCGUAGCCUUCAAGACGGUCAUGGAGAUCGUCUCGCCGCCGUUCCCCAUCGCAGCCAUGGAUCCCCACCUGUCCGAGACGUUGCUGGAGAUGCUCCGGACCAGCAUCGCCGCCGCGCCUGCCGCGCCGCUCGACCCGUCGGCCAACCAGCCACCCCACGCCGGGUUGACGCAACAGGACGAGGUGCCCAUGUCUGUGCAGAGUUCUCUCGUCAUGGCCCUCGUCGACUCGCUGCCGUUCCUGCCGCUCCCGCUGGUGGAGGAGUGGCUCACCGUCACGGCGCAGACGAUGAACGGGAUAGCGGACCCGAGGCUGCGGGCGCCUGUGAAGAGCCGAUUCUGGGAUGUCCUCGUCAACGGCGAGAUGGACGUCGAAAGGUCGACGAUGGGCGUUGCCUGGUGGGGAACCAAAGGAGGCCGCGAGCUGGUCUUGUCCGGCGAGCGUCGUGAGGAGCCGAUGAUGAGCGGCGCCCUCGUGCGUGACGGGAACGCAGGUCGGCUGUGA
Molecule: messenger RNA, 2082 nt
Organism: Drechmeria coniospora
Lineage: Eukaryota; Fungi; Ascomycota; Sordariomycetes; Hypocreales; Ophiocordycipitaceae
Product: peroxisomal membrane protein Pex17
Exons: 1
Coding region: 1-2082 (693 amino acids)
Source: RefSeq, a predicted model, not a curated record